Messenger RNA from Colletotrichum gloeosporioides, 603 nucleotides. RefSeq lists its product as uncharacterized. Bases 1 to 603 code for a protein of 200 amino acids. NCBI's taxonomy places the organism in Eukaryota, Fungi, Ascomycota, Sordariomycetes, Glomerellales, Glomerellaceae. The transcript is spliced from 2 exons. The record is from RefSeq and is a predicted model, not a curated record.
AUGUCACUCCGCAAUCAAACCGAUGGAUACAUGGUGGUACGCCCCGAGCUGACAAAGCACGACAUACACAAAGUGUCCAUCGUCCACUUCUCUUUCAGGACCAAGAGUAUUGAUAGAGUCGAUCUAAUACCGCAAGGGCUCGACAGCAACACAGCUCCUCUAUUCACGGCCCUCUCCGAACUUCACAGCGAAACUUCUUGUGUAGUCGUUUCUCGAGAAAGACAUCUUUACAGGCUUGAUUUCCCCAAUGCUCUGGAUAGAGACAGGCCAAGUCAACUGCACAAGAUCAUUGACAAAUAUCGCAUUCUAAAAAUCAUGGUCAACAAGAAAGACGAAAAGCUCCUCGCUUUCGGAACGAAACGUGCGAGCCAUAGAAUCAUCCUAAUGGAGAUCGGUAUGCCGAAUGCCAAAGAUCCUGUCGGCGUAAAAGAACUGGUGCAACUCCCCGGGCUGUCUGACUACGAUGAGUUCACGGUCAGACUAGUCGACGUGGAGGCCAGUCGUCACGUUCUGGUGGCUGCGCUUGUUGAGGGGAACCGUUAUGCGAUACACAAGAUCAUCCUCUCUGGUCUGCAGCCCUCAUCAACAUUUCGCUCUUCCUAG